UCGUACAGUCACACCUGUUCUGCUGCCGUCUCUUAAACAGAAUCAGGAAACUAGUGUGGUGUUUAGCUGUCUUCAUCUACAUGUUUUCAAAUGGCAGAAGCUAGACUUUAUGUAAGUAGGGAACAGUUCAGCUGUUCGAUCUGUCUGGAAAUACUGAAUGAUCCAGUGACCAUCCCCUGUGGACACAGUUACUGUAUGGACUGUAUCAGACGCCACUGGGAUGAAAAUGCUCUCGGGAGACAGUACAGCUGUCCCCAGUGCAGACAGACCUUCACUCCAAGACCUGUUUUAGGGAAAAAUGUGGUGGUUGCUGAAAUGGUGGAGAAACUGAAGAGAACAGAACUCCAGCCUGCUCCCCGGCCUGCUCAAGUUUCUCAAACUGAAGCUGGACCUGGAGACGUGGAGUGUGAGGUCUGUACUGACAGAAAAUAUAAAGCCAUCAAAUCCUGUCUGGUGUGUCUGAACUCUCUCUGUCAAAGCCACUUUCAACAACAUGAGAAAGUCUUCAAAGGUGAGAGACACUGUAUGAUCGAUGCUACUGCGCAACUAGAGGACAUGAUCUGUCCAAUACACAAUGAGCUUUUGGAGAUUUUCUGUCAUACUGACCAGAUGAGUAUUUGUAAGCGGUGUACGAUGGAUAUCCACAAAAACCAUGAUGUGACAUCAGGAGCAGGGAGAAUGAAUCAGAGUUCUUCAUCUUAUUUGGUUCCUCCUGAACCUUUCAGCUUUGAUGUUGUUUCUCGUUCUGAUCAGGGGAGAAAAUCUUUCGCCAAAAGACUAAAGAAAAAAAUGGACAAUUUCCUUAAUUCGGAGGUAAUGGUUGUAUCUGGUUGGGUAAUGUGCUGCAAAUUUCCUACUGAUGGACCCAAAAACAGGAAUCAGAUCCUACAAUAUUCACACGAGCUCUCAAUGGAUUCAAACACAAUCAAUGAAACCCUCCUACUGUCUGGAGGGAACAGAGUGGCUACAAACACUGGCAAAGUCCAGCUAUAUCCCGAACAUCCAGACAGAUUUGAUUGUUGGCCUCAGGUCCUGUGUGAAGAGAGUGUAUGUGGACGAGCCUACUGGGAGUUUGAGUGGACUGGAAGAGCUGGUGUGGGAGUAUCUUUGGCCUAUAAGAGCAUUUGCAGGAAGGGAAAUGGUGACGAGAGUAAAUUUGGAUGUAAUGAUCAUUCUAUAAAUCUGUACUGUUCUCAUUCCAAAUACACAUUCUGGGAGAGUAACAAAAAGACUAAACUAUAUGUAAACAUUUCUAAAUUAAAGACUUCUAGAUUGGCAGUGUAUGUGGAUUACAGUGCUGGAAUCGUGUGCUUCUUCAGCAUCUCUGACAAAAUGAAGCUCAUCUACAUAGUCCAGACCACAUUCACUCAGCCCAUCUAUCCUGGGUUUAGGGUUUAUUGUGGAUCAUCAGUGCAACUGUGUGAUCCAGCAAUGAACUGUACAUGAUUUUGAGAGAGACGUGAGAUUCAAAUUGACGAUGGUAUUAUUUUUCAGUCAUUAAAUCUGUUAACAAAAGAAAAAGAAAAAUGAAUAUCAAACAAAGAGAAAAAAUUUGAUUACAUUUACAUAUACUGCUAUUAAAAAGUUUGGGAUCAGUAAAAAUUGUAAUGCUUUUUUUAAAUAUGUUUAUUUUGCUCAUCAAAGCAAAAGUGUUUAUUUAAUCAAAAAUACAGAAAAAUACCUUAAUAUUGGAUAUCUUUGCAAUUUAAAAUAGCUGUUUUCCAUGUGAAUAUAUGUUAAAAUGUGAUUUAUUCCAGAGAUACAUAGAUUAAUUUUCAUCAGCCAAUACUCCAGUCUUGUCACAUGAUCCUUCAGAAAAUAAUGAUUUAUUUUUUAUAUGUUUUGGAACCUGUGAUACUUUCUUCAGGAUUCUUGGAUGAAUAAAAAGUUAAAAAGAACAGCAUUUAUUUAAAAUAGAAAUAUUUUGUAAUAAUAUACACUACCGUUCAAACAUUUGACAGUCAUUUUACUCUUCCAUUUUUUGCAAGAAAUCAGUGCUUUUUUCAGCAAGAACAUAUUUACUGAUAAAAAAUGAUAGUAAAGACAUAUGAUUAGAAAAUAUUUCUAUU
Carassius gibelio (silver crucian carp) is the source of this 2069-nucleotide messenger RNA. RefSeq names its product finTRIM family, member 54 (gene ftr54). Gene Ontology annotation, molecular function: protein binding; zinc ion binding. The coding region runs from base 91 to 1446 and encodes 451 amino acids. The transcript has 4 exons. The record is from RefSeq and is a predicted model, not a curated record. Lineage: Eukaryota; Metazoa; Chordata; Actinopteri; Cypriniformes; Cyprinidae.